AUGCCUUUGAAGUUUCGUAAAAUUUUACAAGAAGUUGGUGAUAGUCCUGUAGUGAAGAUUCAACUCGGUCGUACGCCAGUGCUCGCUGUAUUAACUUUCUUUCUGAACAUUGCCAGUCUGGGAAAAUUCUACAAUAAACAAAUAGAACUUGGUUAUGACCAGAUCUAUCAUAACUAUCUUUUAAUUACAAUUGAAAAUGACAAUAGCCCAUCUGUAUUGCAAAACGUGAUUACAGCAGGAACAAACGCCACAGGUACUGCGAUUUAUAAACUUGAAAAAGCCCAGCGAAUUGCUUUGAAGAAACCAAUUUUUCCCACUGAAUUCGUUGAUAUCUACGAUAUUCCAUUAACACCGAGUAAACUCUAUACAUUGAAUCGUUUGAUAACAGCCGCAACCAAUAUCGACAAAGACUUCUACACGUACGAUGCUGGCAACAAUAAUAUGUGUCAAACGUUCGUCGAGAAUAUUGUUGACAUCAAUGGUUUAACACAAAACAUUGCCGAUGAAAAAACGCGAUUAGCUUUGAAACCACAAGAUGCCAAAGCUUUAGUUGAAACACUCGGUAGCCGAAAGGAUAUCGUUAAACGUAUUACAGAUUUAGGUGGUAAACUAGAUAAACUAAUACACGAUAAAAGAAUUCAGUGGAAAAAACCAGAGCCGAAGAGAUUCGCAUUGGUUGGGAAUGUACAUGUUAAAGUAUCUCAUCCCGUACAAAAUACGAUCGAUGAAAUACCACUGCAAAAAAGUAACAAUGAAGUGGUUAAAAUCGAUGGUAUGACCAACACUAUUGUUGAAAAUGCUGACAAUAUAUAUGAUGCGGCAGUCGCUUUGGAAAGCAGUGAAGGAAAAUCAAAAUCAAUGAAUAUCACUUUUAUCAUCCUUGGAACUGUACUAUGUGUACUCGCGAUCGGUGCUAUAGGAGCUAUAAUCGUAUCGAAACGAAAAAGCAGUCGAGGUUCGUAUGCUACAAUUCCUUUGAUUAACCGUUUCGUAUAUCCGUCACACUUUUAUUUAAGCUUGGUGUUACCAAGCACCGCAUCGUUAGCUGAUAACAAAACUGAACAUGCUAUUGUGAUUGAUUCAUUAGACAUCGCACCCGUAUGGGCCGGACAUCCUGUGAAUUUUGUUUUCUUGACUCACGCACCGUACCAAUUCGUUGCGUACUACGAUGCAACACGUCAAAUGACUGUUGUACAACGAAAUUUAAAUGAACGUACUUGGACAGUCAACAGAUUACCGAUAGUUACUGGUUGGGAUAGUCAUAAUUACAUUGCUAUGGCAAUCGAUGAUGAUGGUUACUUACAUUUAAGUGGUAAUAUGCACGUGGUACCCUUGGUCUAUUUCCGUACAUCGCAAUCUUUGAACGCGUCGACAUUUGUUGAAUUGAACCGAAUGAUCGGCACAGAUGAAAAAAAUACGACGUAUCCAAUGUUCUUUCGAGGACCAAGCAAUGAAUUUCUUUUUACGUAUCGCAGUGGUAAGAGUGGCAAUGGCAAUCAGAUCUAUAAUAAAUAUGAUUUGACUACUAAGACAUGGAGUCGUUUACUUGAUAAACCAUUUACAGAUGGUGAAGGCAAACGUAAUGCUUAUUUCGAUGGACCAAUCAAAGGUCCCGAUGGAUAUUUUCAUUUGGCUUGGGUAUGGCGAGAGUCACCAGAUGCAUCUACAAAUCAUGAUCUUAGUUAUGCACGCAGUAAAGAUUUACUCUCUUGGGAAACUGGUUCUGGUCGAGCACUGACACUACCUAUCACUUUAGAAACAUGUGAAAUUGUUGAUCCGGUGCCGCAAAAAGGCGGAAUUAUCAAUGGUAAUACAAAGAUUGGUUUCGACCAACAAGGACGUGUUACGAUUAGUUACCAUAAGAAUGACGCUCAGAAUUACACGCAGCCAUGGACGGCAAGAUUAGAAAACGGUGUAUGGAAAAAAUAUCAAAUUACCAAUUGGCCAUGGCAUUGGGAUUUUGGUGGCGGUGGUUCAUUGGCUUUCGCUAUUUCACUUGGACGCGUAACGAAAGAAGGUGAUGGAAAUUUAACUCAAUCAUUCAAUCAUAUCAAAUUCGGAAAUGGUACUUGGUUGAUUGAUCCCGUAUAUUUAAAUGCAACUGGUAAACUUCAACGAGAAACGAUACCACCGUCUAUGCUGAAAGUAGAAGGUACUUUUCCGGGCUUAGGUGUACGAUUAGCAGAAGAUUUUGGUGAAUACAAUGUCCCGAACACUCGUUUUGUAUUACGUUGGGAGACUCUUGGUAGUAAUCGUGAUGAACCCCGUCCACCUCCAUAUCCUUCGCCUUCUAUGCUACGCAUCUAUACUGUGAGAGUCGUUUGGACAAACCGACGUCGUAUAAACUAA
Molecule: messenger RNA, 2349 nt
Organism: Adineta ricciae
Lineage: Eukaryota; Metazoa; Rotifera; Eurotatoria; Adinetida; Adinetidae
Source: the annotation of a GenBank genome assembly